This is a messenger RNA of Anthonomus grandis grandis, 1758 nucleotides long. RefSeq names its product integrin-linked protein kinase (gene Ilk). Gene Ontology annotation, cellular component: focal adhesion; stress fiber. Gene Ontology annotation, biological process: cell-matrix adhesion; integrin-mediated signaling pathway; substrate adhesion-dependent cell spreading. The coding region runs from base 192 to 1541 and encodes 449 amino acids. The transcript is spliced from 6 exons. The record is from RefSeq and is a predicted model, not a curated record. Lineage: Eukaryota; Metazoa; Arthropoda; Insecta; Coleoptera; Curculionidae. Gene Ontology annotation, molecular function: protein kinase activity; protein binding; ATP binding.
AAUUCCCCUCCUGCAUCGUUCCAAUCCAUAUGACAAGUGACGUGUGGUCGAUUUUGUUUUCUUAUGUGAAUGACGCCAUUUUAGACAAAACAACCAUUUAGGGGCUAAAAAACCCUUAAAAAGCCUCCCCGAAGGCGAUUCACGACUCAUCUAAGGUCGGUGGGCCCCAUUUUGAGGCAUAAAAGUGCAUUAUGGAGGAUAUCUUCCAGUGGUGUAAGGAGGGGAACGCCCUGCAAGUGAGGGUAUGGCUGGACGAGCCUGAACAUGACAUGAACCAAGGGGACGACCACGGCUUCAGCCCUUUACACUGGGCCUGCAUGAAGGGCCACACCAAAAUCGUCGAAAUGCUGCUGCUGAGGGGCGCGAGGGUGAACGCCACCAACAGGGGUGACGACACCCCUUUGCACCUAGCAGUGGCCCACGGGCACAGGGAGAUCGUCGGCAUGCUGCUGAAACAAAGGGCGGACAUAAACUUCACCAACGAGCACGGCAACUCGCCGUUGCACUACGCGUGUUUCUGGUCGUACGAGGGGGUGGCCGAGGACCUGGUGCACCAAGGGGCCAAAGUGUCGAUCGCCAACAAAUACGGCGACACGCCCCUGGAUAAGACCAGGGGCAAUUUGGCGAAAGUCUUGCACGAUAUCGCGGUCGAAAACGGGCAGGAUCUGAAACGGAUCAAGUUCAAGGAUCAGAGCUGGUUGGGGAUGAAGACGCGUUCGAGGGACGCCACCCUGUCGCGUCACAAGGGCAUCAACUUCAAAGAGUUGGAUCUGAAGCAGAAAAUCGCCGAGACGCACGGGGGCGUGACCUAUAAGGGCCGUUGGCAAAACAACGAUAUCGUCGCCAAAGUGCUGAACGUCCGGGAAAUCACCGCGAGGAUUUCCCGGGACUUUAACGAGGAAUUUCCCAAGUUGAGGAUCUUUUCGCAUCCGAAUAUUUUGCCGGUCAUCGGGUGCUCUAACACCCCCCAAAAUUUGAUUGUUAUCAGCCAGUACAUGCCCCUGGGGUCUUUGUACAACGUGCUGCACGAGAGCAGUGGCGGUAUCGUGGUGGAUAUCGCGCAAGCGUUGAAAUUCGCCAUCGAUAUAGCUCGCGGCAUGGCCUUCUUGCACAGUCUGGAACGCACUAUUCCAGAGUAUUUUUUGAACAGUCACCACGUCAUCAUUGAGGAGGACCUCACCGCUCGCAUUAAUAUGGCCGACGCCAAGUUUUCCUUCCAGGAAAAAGGGAGGAUCUAUUAUCCCGCCUGGAUGAGUCCAGAGGCUUUGCAAAAGAAAAUUACCGAUAGGAACUGGGAGGCCUCGGACAUGUGGAGUUUCGCGAUCAUCCUGUGGGAACUGGCGACCAGGGACGUGCCGUUCCCGGAUCAGAGUCCCAUGGAGGUGGGAAUGCGGAUCGCCCUGGAGGGACUCAGGAUCACCCUGAAACCCGGCAUCUCCCCUCACCUCUCGAAACUCAUUAAAAUCUGCAUGAACGAGGACCCGGGAAAACGUCCGAAGUUCGAUAUGGUCGUGCCCAUAUUGGAAAAAAUGACCCGCUAGGGUGGACACUUAUUAACUAAUUAAAGCUUUAACGAUUUUUAUUAAUUUUUUGACUAAUCCUGGAUGGAAUUAUCAAUCAGUGCCUUAAGUAUUCGCCUGGUGGUACCUCGUGUCUUGUCUUUUUUGUUUGUUUGUUUUUUAACCGAAUAAUUUAUUAAAAGAAUUGCGUUCUUUUGACGCCCCACUGUAUGUUUAAAUAAACGUUAUUGUACGAUUU